GGGAAAAAGUGGCGCAACAAACUCCGAUCCAUACAACAAGCACAGCUAUGUGGCCACCUGAAAGACAAUAAACUUUUUAACAAAUAGGCUAUGAAAAGUACAGGCUGGAUUUUUUUGUAUUUAAAAUAAACUUACACGAAGAAAAAACUAGUUCACAUGUCAACUGAAUUGACACAACACGUGUAAAUUUUGGAAUUUUGGAGAACUCUCUUUUAAAAUUAAUAGUGGUAUAUUUCCUUAAAUAAAAAUGCCGACGGCUUCAAGGAAAUCUGAACCCAAGGAUAAGGUGAAGGGGUCGAAAGGCGACCUUUAUUCUGGGUCUGAUCAAAAUGUCAAAAUCAUGAGAAUGGAUUCAGAGGGACCUGGAAGCAAGAUGUCGGCUCGUCUCCGUCGAAACAUGGAAAGAGUGGAGAUGCUGGCUCGGCCCAACUCUCGGCGACUGCGGUCGCUUUGGGACGAGAAGUGUGCUAUCCUGCCGCGCGAUCGCAGAGAUAAAAUUAAGAGCGCCUUGGAAGAGGACUACUUUCUUAGUCCUGAGCAAACCGAGCAAUAUUUCCAAGCUCUGAACGAGUCCUCUCGGCGUUGGUCCGGCCCGGGAGGCAUGGUCAGCCGUAAGGAACAUGUUGACAGAAGCAAGGAGUUGCGCCAAAGACAGAAGUGGCUGGUGAACUUUAGCGCGCAGGUGGCGUAUCGUUUAUGCGAUUACAUUGCAAAAGGUCAGAAGGAAAUGUUGGUCUCUAACCGCCUGAGAGCUAUCGCCGAUGUUGUUUUGGAGAGAGUUGCCGAAAUUCUGGGUGAACCAAAACCAACUCGCACCAACCCGGGCCGUCUCCCUCGGUUCAUGGUGGCGAUUUCGGACCGAAUCGCGGUCUGGAUCGAGAACGCGGUCUACCGAGCUGAUGCCAGCGAGCCCAUUGGAGCCGUGAAGGGAGGCGACGAGCACAUGCGGCUUGACGCCGAAAAACCUCUCAUAUGCUAAUGACAUAAGAUUCAGAUUGCAGCGGGGUGAGUUUGUUAUUUACGUCAUUUUAGAAUUUAGAAUUUCUGAAAAUAUUUCAAAUACAAAUUGUAAUGUUUAAGCUAAUUUGUGGUGGAAUUAGAAGCAAUAAACGCGAUUAUAAAUUCGAGAAGCGAUUGCUAGAUUUUCCAAGUAAAGAGACAUUUGAAUUCAUUUUAUGGACAUAUCUACUACAUUAUAAAAUAGAAAUAUGAUGGUAUAAUAGAAUUUUAUUGUACCUACUGCAAAUAAUGCAUUAAUCGAUUUUAAAAUGAGCUGAUGUAAUAAUAUCUUUGGAUUACAUAAAACUAGUGAUGCAGAAUACAAACUACGAUAGGAGUUGACCAUGUGAAACCAGGAAUUUGCUUAGUUUUUAGGCACCAAAGUUUUACUCUACCAUGAAAUCGUUUUUCAAUUUCUCCCAAAAAUUAACCCCUUUUGCAACUUUCUGUAGGCUGGAUAGGAUGACAGGAUCAUAAUCACGUUUUCAGCAAUGACUGAUGGCACCACCUAAAAACUGCUGGUUGACGGUUAAAACCUUGAAAACUGUAUGAUGUUGCAUUGUCCCUACAUCAGAAAAGAAAAACUAGAUAACUAUGUCAUGCAUAAUUUAUAAAGUAUUGUCACAAUCGUAUAAAUCAAUAGACUAUUCUUAAUUGAAACGCUUCCAUACUUCGCAUAUAAUGUGGACUAGCGAAUGACUACAUUAUAAAGCACCGCCUACAUUUUGAUCCAGUUAUGUAUAAUUAUAUACGUAACCUUAUAUACCAGUAUUUACACCGACAUUAUUGCUUCUAAUUGACACUUUUAUGUGCUUUGCAUACUUGAAAACAAAGAAGUUAAUAUGUUAUGUUCUGUAGCCUACACUUAUGAAUUUUCUAUGUGAUUUAACGACAACAUGGAGUAGAUAAUUGAAUCGAAUUUGAUUUGAAUAUA
This is a messenger RNA of Helicoverpa zea (corn earworm), 1933 nucleotides long. RefSeq lists its product as uncharacterized. The record is from RefSeq and is a predicted model, not a curated record. Bases 248 to 979 code for a protein of 243 amino acids. The transcript is spliced from 5 exons. NCBI's taxonomy places the organism in Eukaryota, Metazoa, Arthropoda, Insecta, Lepidoptera, Noctuidae.